Messenger RNA from Brassica oleracea var. oleracea, 1985 nucleotides. Its product is annotated as O-glucosyltransferase rumi homolog. The transcript is spliced from 6 exons. NCBI's taxonomy places the organism in Eukaryota, Viridiplantae, Streptophyta, Magnoliopsida, Brassicales, Brassicaceae. The record is from RefSeq and is a predicted model, not a curated record. Bases 316 to 1902 code for a protein of 528 amino acids.
GAUUACAAGAAAUGAUUUAUUUGGGAAACAAAUUGAUAUCAUGUACCACUGUCUUCAUCUGAUAUAAAUAAAUAUUAUCAUGGCUUUAAUGUUAGAAAACAUUUAACCCUUUGCAAAAACAAAUACACAAUAAGAAAUUCAUUAACACAAAAGAUGUGAACUCAGGUUAGUGGUGUUGGAGAAAACGUGAAACAAGAUUCAAAUCCUCGUGAAUCAAAAAUAGGCGUCUUUCCUCGCGCCAGGUUCUCGUUUUUCUUCUCUCGUGUUUAAUGUUUUUGUGCACACGUCUAUAAAGCUGAGCAUAGGAAGGUAGUCAUGCUUCAACGGAAAAGCAUGAAGAGGAACAACAACAGCGAUGCUCACACGAACAGGCAUCCCUCUCUCAAAACGACCUCGUAUCCAGGAAAACGCAUCGCAAAGGCUACUCUCUUCUUCGUUUCCUGUCUCUUCAUUUCUGCUGGUCUCUUGGACUUGUUGGGUUGUUUCGAUUUAACAACUUUUACAGGUCUGAAGCAAGUCACAACAAUCAAAAAACAACCAAUCACAACGCACCACAAGUUCCCUGACCAAUGCGACGUCGUACGGAACCAAACACAGCAACAAGAAAGACAGCAACUUCCAAUGUCCGAAGACGGCACAGAAAACGACAAAACCGGAAGCAGCCAUUCGCGACCAUCCACGUGUCCUUCAUACUUCCGUUGGAUCCACGAGGAUCUACGGCCGUGGAGAGAGACAGGUAUAACGAGAGGGAUGCUCGAGAAAGCGAGGAACAACAAGGCGCAUUUCAGGGUUGUAAUCCUAGACGGGAAGGUGUACGUUAAGAAGUACAGAAAAUCUAUCGACACUCGAGAUGUUUUUACUCUGUGGGGCAUCCUACAGUUACUACGGUGGUACCCAGGGAGAUUGCCCGAUCUAGAGCUCAUGUUUGACGCUAAUGAUAGACCAACCGUCCGAUCUAGCGACUAUAAAGGUCAACAACACCCGGCCCCACCUCCAAUAUUCCGUUAUUGCUCUGAUGACGCCAGCUUGGAUAUAGUCUUCCCUGAUUGGUCCUUCUGGGGAUGGGCGGAAGUUAAUAUUAAGCCUUGGGCUAAGUCCAUGGUGGCGAUUCAAGAAGGGAACAAGAUGACGCCAUGGAAAGACCGCGUGGCGUACGCUUAUUGGAGAGGAAAUCCUAACGUGGCCCCCACUAGGAGAGAUCUUCUUACAUGCAAUGUCUCAGACCAACAAGACUGGAACACUCGGCUGUACAUCAAUGAUUGGGUUAGAGAACCAAGAGAAGGAUUCAAGAACUCAAACUUAGAGAACCAAUGCACUCACAGGUACAAGAUAUACAUAGAAGGAUGGGCAUGGUCAGUGAGUGAGAAGUAUAUAAUGGCAUGUGACUCAAUGACAUUAUACGUGAGACCAAAGUACUAUGAUUUUUUUAUACGAGGAAUGAUGCCAUUACAACAUUAUUGGCCAAUCAGAGACAACUCAAAGUGUACUUCCCUCAAACACGCCGUACAUUGGGGGAAUACCCAUUUAGACCAGGCACGUAAGAUAGGGGAAGAAGGGAGCAGAUAUAUAAGAGAGGAAGUGAACAUGGAACAUGUGUAUGAUUACAUGUUCCAUUUGAUGAACGAGUACGCCAAGCUUCAGAAGUUUAAACCGGAGAUUCCUUGGGGAGCUACUGAGAUCAUACCGGAUAGUAUGGGAUGUCCAGCGACGGGGCGGUGGAGAGAUUUCAUGGAGGAGUCGAUGGUUAUGUCACCUAGUGAAGCCUCUCCUUGCGAGAUGCCUCUUCCUUAUAGUCCUGCGGAGUUUAGAGAGGUUCUUGAGAGAAAAGCUAAUGUGACUCGCCAAGUUGAGUUAUGGGAGGAUCAAUAUUUUAGUAAUCUGAGGAAUGGUAACAAACCUUGACCAAAGAGGCCCUUGUUUUGUAUUCAUAUCAAAGAUGUUACAAGGAAGUAGAAUCAAUGUUACAAGCAGACAUAGAGACUGAA